Peniophora sp. CBMAI 1063 is the source of this 285-nucleotide messenger RNA. Lineage: Eukaryota; Fungi; Basidiomycota; Agaricomycetes; Russulales; Peniophoraceae. The record is from the annotation of a GenBank genome assembly.
AUGCUCGCACCAUCGUACUCCGAUGUCAUCGUGACCAAUGCGCCCGUAGACUCACUAUAUGUCGCGGGGGCCCUCAUGUGGAGUUCUCAUCUCGCAAAGUCGUUUACGAAGGCGACUGAUGAGAUGCCUGUACAAUUACCUUCUCGUAUGCUUAUAGGGCUUUCCAAUGCCGUUGUCUGCUGUAUGAAGCGCGGAGGAUCGCACAUAAUGCAGCACAGACUCUUGUGCCUCAUGACCGUGCUGCACGCUUACUUGCCAUCACUUUCCCCCCGCGUCCUGAGAUGA